AUCAGUGUGAGUGGAGGCAGCUGUGGGCAUGCCUGAUUGGUGACACCUGUUUCUGAAGCAGUGCCAAAGACCGUCUCCAGUGUAGUUUAUUAGGCUCACUUUGUUUGGCGGAAUGUACUGUGUGAAAAUACAGAAAUAUUGAAUUUUCUCAUUGGAGGGCAUCUGCCUCUGAGAGUUCUGCUAUUGAGAGCUGCAGAAGCUGAUGUUUAAUUGUACACAUACUCGAGGUUAUAACUCCAAAUAUGACAGCUGUGGUCCAUUUGACAAGAUUUUUGCUGGGCUAUUUGAUAUCUGAGAUUACCUCUGCUGCAGCUCUUCCAACAGGCCAUGGUAAAACUCCAGAGUUAUGGCCGCCCCUGCAUUGGGGGCCUCAACCGCCUACACAGAGUUGGGGGCAACCAGUGGUGCCUACCUGGCAACCUCCUGGCGUGUGGAAUGUUCCCAACCGAAAGCCUUUGUUGCUCCAGAACCCAACUGCUGUCAGAAACACUGAAGGACAUGUCCCCCCUGAGACACCUCAGAAACGCAUCCCUGUGGCCACACCAAGGACAUUUCAGAUCAAAUUUCAAGCUCCUGAAGACGGGAGAAUGGGACAAAACUAUUUUCAAUCAAAAGACUCCCAAGGUUCUUCUGAACCUGGUUUUCAGUUUAGUUUGUCUGUCCCUAUACCUACAACUACUGUAGCUCCUAAAGCUCAGAAACCAUUGGAGAACAAGGUCGUAUCCUUUUUUUCUGGGCUUCUAGCCAAGGGACAAAGCAACCAAAAUGACAAAACUAGUACUCAAACGCAACAAAACCAAGUGUUUUUCAAGCCAGAUGCACACCAGCACCCUACAAACUAUUGGAUGGGUAAAAUGCACUCACAUUCAACUGAUUCAGGAAGUGGUGCCCAGAAUCCUGUCCACCAAACUGUCCAAAAUGUGCACUACUCUCCCCAGUGGUUCCCAUUAACCAGUUCUGACAAUGCAGAUGUUAGGAACAGUAUUUUACAGUCCGCUAAAUAUGUUAAUGGUCAACUCAUGAUUCCUUUAGAGAAGUGCCCCGGGUUUGAAAAAUUUGCUGCUCUUUUACACCAUCAUGGCCACCACCACCAUGGCCAUCACCACCAUCAUGGCCAUCACCGUCAUCAUGGCCAUGACCAGCACCAUCAUGGCCAUCACCACCAUCAUGGCCAUGGCCAGCACCACCAACAUCAUGGCCAUCACCAUCACCAUGGCCAGCACCACCAACACCAUGGCCAUCACCAUCACCAUGGCCAGCACCACCAUCACCAUGGCCAGCACCACCAACCACAUCAUACAAAGUUUUUUCUAAAUAUGGAAGGCUCUGCACCAAAUCCCAAAGAAGUGUCGCAGGGAAAAGAUGUGCUGCAGUCAGAAACAGAAAACCCUUUCAGACGGUGGCACUCGGACAAAACCAGUGGCCAGUUUUUCAAUCCUAUGACUUACAGCUCCUAUGUGCCCGAUUCACAGCAGUCUAUAGUGAAGCCUGGGCAAACAAAUUAUAUGGUACAACUUGGGGGAAAUGUUGAAUAUGAGAAACAACCAGAUGCGCAAAGUCACAACCACUUCCACCAUGUACAACAAAGAAACCCCUACUGAUGUAACAAAUGCUGCACGAGAAGCUCAACAUGCUAUUCCAGACAAAGGUUCACGAGUUAUUUUUCCAAUCAAUAAAGUGAACAAAUUUGUAAUUCUGUCUCCUCAUCUCUCAGUAGAGCCUAACCAGUUAACCUAAUAUUCUGUACAAAAUAUCAAUAUUGUUCCACAUCCAGCAUUGGUAUCUGAGAUGUGAAACCUAAUGAUUUUUACUUUUGUAUUACUUGUAUGAAAAUGUCCAUCUUUUUAAUAACUACUCAGGCAUGAACCCUAAAAUGUAAUGUAUUCUUGCACUAUUUCAGGACCAUGACAAAAUGCAUCACAAUCUUAAUGUAUCUUUUAAUAAUAUGGCUUACUUCAAUAAUGUGUUUUAAUAAAGAUGACCUUGGCAUCUAUGUAGUCAUGGGAAUUUGUAACUGACUGCAGUUACACAUUACAGUAAAUUGCUUCAUUAAGUGUUUUCCAUUAGUAAUUUGCAUAAGUAAUGGUUUGCUUUACUCAGUAUUUGAAUGGAAGGAAGACUGGUGACGUCACUGUGCUGUUUCCUGACCAAAAGGCCAUAAGUGAAUAAAGAAAUGACACACUCCAAGAAUAAAUGAGAUGAAAACCCCCAGUCU
Molecule: messenger RNA, 2215 nt
Organism: Periophthalmus magnuspinnatus
Lineage: Eukaryota; Metazoa; Chordata; Actinopteri; Gobiiformes; Gobiidae
Product: LIM domain-containing protein A-like
Exons: 4
Coding region: 243-1601 (452 amino acids)
Source: RefSeq, a predicted model, not a curated record